Molecule: messenger RNA, 932 nt
Organism: Drosophila busckii
Lineage: Eukaryota; Metazoa; Arthropoda; Insecta; Diptera; Drosophilidae
Gene: Nse4
Exons: 5
Coding region: 13-918 (301 amino acids)
Biological process (GO): DNA repair
Cellular component (GO): Smc5-Smc6 complex; nucleus
Source: RefSeq, a predicted model, not a curated record
UUUACUAAGUAAAUGCCUUUAGAAGUAAGCUGCAAAAUGGAUGUAGAUAUGGAAAGUUCUCAAGCUGUUGAGCAAGCGCAGGAAAAUGAACGUAUUAUUGAGCUGCAGGACUUGAUUGAACAAAACAUAAAUAUAGAUCACCACAUAGAAUCAAGCUCCUUUGGCGAAUCCCUGACGGCUAUACAAGGUCUUAUGGACAAGGCCAACGAAAUCGUUAGCGGCUACGAGGACCGCCGCACAAAUCCUACAGAGCUUGUGCUGGAUACUGAGCUGCUACGGCGUAAUCAUAAAGUUGUGGCCAAAGCUAUACAAUACAAUACGAAUAUUACGGAUAAAAUGUUCUGCACUGCAAUUAAAAAUAUUGUUUUUAAUGACAGCGCUGAAGAUUGGGAUGUACUCUGCGCACUUGCUUGCCCACAUGGAACGGCGCACUUUACAAACGCCAGCAUGUUGCCCUUUAUUGAUGUAAAGCCCAAACAGCAUGUGCAGAGGCAACGCACCACGCGUACUGCUGCCAAUCAGGCAGAGGAAAAGCGUCCUACUCAAAGCGAUAAUCUGGAACGCAAGGACGAAGGCGCCGCUGCUGUUAAUCAUGCCAUGCGACAAAUCAAAGAAAUUUGUCGUGCCAACAACAAUCAACCUAUACCUUACUAUAAGCUCAUUAUAAAUCCAAAAAAUUUUAUGGAUACGGUGCAAAAUGCAUUGCUUAUAUCAUUUCUUGUCAAGGAGCAACUUUUACACUUGGAUAAUGCCGACGAUGGACUACCACAAAUAAGCAUCGUCAGCAGUGCCAUAGAGAGCAACACAGAAUCCCAACAGGCUAUUUGUGGCUUGGACAUGAAACUUUGCGAGAAAUAUGCCAAGAAAUAUAACAUUAAGGAGCCCUGUCUGAAACGCAUGGAACCAAAGGAAACAUAAAUUAAUACAAAAUA